AUGACUGAUAGCGCCAACGACCAUACAUUAGCCGUAGAAACGAUUGACUUAACUUAUAAGUUCCCUUCAAACCAAAAAAUUGGAUUACAGGAUGUUAACCUUCAAAUCCCAUGGGGGUCAACUAAUUUACUUAUCGGACAAAAUGGUGCUGGGAAAUCUACUUUAUUAAAGAUCUUAGCAGGUAAGACAUUAAUUAAGCAAGGUAAACUAAAACUAGGAGGAUUUGAUCCAUUUGAUUUUUCAAAAGAGAGGAACGAAAGACAGAAUUCUGAUGUCAAUAAUUUAAUUACUUACUUAGGUACGGAAUGGGCAGCCAAUCCAGUUGUUAAAAGAGAUAUCCCUGUCAACUUAUUAGUUUCCUCGAUUGGCGGAGGAACUUAUCCAGAAAGGAGAGACGAAUUGAUUAGAAUUAUGGAUAUCGAUCCUGAAUGGUCAAUGGCAUAUAUUUCCGAUGGUGAGAGAAGAAGGGUCCAAUUAGUGAUGGGUUUAUUGAAGCCAUGGAAAUUAUUAUUAUUAGAUGAGGUGACAGUUGACUUAGACGUGGUCGUUAGACAAGAUUUACUUAAUUUUUUGAAGAAAGAAUGCAGACUCCGUAAUUGUUGUGUAAUAUAUGCUACACAUAUUUUUGACGGAUUAGGCAAACAUUGGUGUGAUAGACUUAUUCAUUUAAACGAGGGAAUGAAGGUGAACGAUAUAAACAUGAAAGAUAUAGAAUUUGUAUCAAAAAACGAGCAACUGGACAAGGUUAAUGACAAAGCGAUACAAGUGGAAUUAGCAGAAUCAUUGCAUCCUUUGGCAUUGCAUUGGCUAAGGGAUGACUUAAGGAAAAGAGGGUCAAGAGAAGAAGAGAAGAUUAAAAUGGCCAAAAGACAAGAAGAAUGGAAUAAUGCAAGAGAUGAUACUUAUUUUGAUGCCAAGGAAUCAAAAUUAAAGGAUUACUUCAAGGCAACUAGAAGUGCUAAAUAA
Messenger RNA from Debaryomyces hansenii CBS767, 966 nucleotides. It is a transcript of the gene CAF16, whose product is annotated as putative ATP-binding cassette family ATPase. NCBI's taxonomy places the organism in Eukaryota, Fungi, Ascomycota, Pichiomycetes, Serinales, Debaryomycetaceae. The record is from RefSeq and is a predicted model, not a curated record. The coding region runs from base 1 to 966 and encodes 321 amino acids. The transcript has a single exon. Gene Ontology annotation, molecular function: ATP hydrolysis activity; ATP binding.